UCGUAUUCUUACGUAUAUACACCAUAGGUCUACAGAUUAUUAUUUUUUUUGUGUUCCAUAUAUUUUUUUUUGUUGAAGCGAUCUAUAUAGAUUUCUCAACGUCAUGUCUGUAAACGGAAAACAUAUUUCUGGCAAUCAAAAAAGUCACAUCCGAAAGUCAACUUCGAACUGCAUCGGACGAAAAAGUAUCCAUGAAUCACAGCGUGUUGAAUGCAAAACGUGAAAAUCGUUUAAAUGUAGUUUCCUCAUGGUCACAGUAGAUAUCGAAAUCUACAGAUACUGGGAGAUGAAAAUAUAAAUCAUUUCGAUACUAUUUUAUAGGAAAUAAAAUGUAUAUUCUGAAUGCUCUUAUAUAAUUUUUAUUUGCAAUGAAAGUUUGCAUUCUUUAGACCCUCCAGUAGGUGGAAAUAAAAUCAAAUUUGAUAUCAUAUCGCUUCUUGUUUGUUUCUUUGCUUUUUAAAAAACUGAGAACUGUUUCUAUUUUUUGGAAAGAGUUAUAUUUAAAUCUAUCAACACCCACUGAAUGACGUAAUUGUUUUCAUUCAAAACAAGAGCCCUGAAACAUUUUUUACUUAUAUAUUUAAAAAAACAUCCAGUUGUAUAGACAUGUAUAUAGAAUACUAUAUACAUUAUGCAUGAGAAAGACCCUUGAGAAAACAUUGUAAAAAACACAACAGUCUGAACAACUUGCUAAAUACGAAAACAAAAUCAUGGCCGUCAAAGCUGUUGACAUGUGUUAGUUGUGGAAAACCAAAGUUUUCAUAAUUCCAAAAUAUACGCCAAUAAGAUCAGUACAUGUAUGUAUAUGAUUAUAUUUAUAUGUGCGAAUACGGCUCUCGGCCUGGCUUAAACAAGUGAACAAUCUUGUUGAAAAUCACUACCAUAUUUGGAAAAAAAAACUAUACUUUUCCAAACGACUUUGAGGCAUCAACGACUAGGCCGUGUCUAAAAAAAAUUGGUUCAGAAAAAAUGUUAUAAUCUUCCCAUCUGUCUUAAGAACUAUUCUUUUGGUAGCGAGGUACUAAGGUCUACUUCUACCAAAAAUUUUUUAAGAAAUAGCUACAAAUAUUAAAUCCAUUUCUAUUUAAAUUCUGGAUAAAAAUAUUGUCGUCGAGCAAUCUAAAUCUGAAAAUAAACGGAGGCAUUUGAGGAAUAAGACAACCCAAUAUCGGGGGGCAUUUGAUGACUCAAUUGGCGCCAAUCGGUGUUGCGCCGGCUCCUGUGAAUGAAGCUAACUCGAACUGGUUGAAACUUGUGGUACUAAAAGGAAAUCUUUGCUGCAAGCUACUUGCCUUGCCAAAGUUUCCAGCCGGCCAAGGUGAGCCGGCGGCGCACCGUUUGGCGUCCCAUAUCGAAUGUCGUGUGCAUGAGAGCGGUGUUUUGGCGCUCUUCAGCAUUGUCAGUGUCAAUUAUUUAAGAUGUAGACACGGGUACUGUUGCCUUGAACUUAUCGCCAAACCUUUCGUAAAUAAUGGACAUGCAUUAGGCGUGCGCCGGAAAGCAAUUGUUCCUUAGAAACUGCUCGCAUUUGGCAGGCUGCACUCAAGCAUUUUAAUUUGUGUUCGCAUUCACGCUUCAAGGGCAACUAUUUUUGAUUCUUGGGAACAGCUGCUUAAUGUGAUUGACAAACACAAAGUUUAAGACAGAGAGUCCAAUGAGUGUGCCAAAUUUAAUUUAAAUUAAAGCCCAAAAGCUCGCCCAAAAUGAGAAAUUCAAAAAGCCGUUAAACAGCUGAUUGGUGUUAUCGAUAUCUGAUUAAUACAGAAAUUACUCCAGCCCUACCUAUCAGUUGUAGAGCUGCCUACACUAACCGGUGGAAAUUUCAUAACAAUGUCGUUUACUGACAAAUUAAACUAUUACAGCAAACGAAAAUCCUUCAAGUAUGGAAUUCCCUUUCUCAUCAUGAUGGUGGCUGGAUCCUUUGGACUGCAGCAGUUCUCCAAUCUCAGGUAUCAGUACUCCAAAAAGCAACCUGUAACGCCGGAAGAAAUGAAGAAGUACGGCGUGAGCAUGAAAAAGCGCCAGGAAGUAACUCUGGAGACGGAAUACGACAAAAUUCAGUCAGUGGACAUCGACAACUGGGAAAACAAACGAGGCCCUCGCCCUUGGGAAGAAGAGGGACUGGCGGCGCCAGCCAAACAUUAACCAUAAUGUACUUUAGGCUAGUAGUUUUGUUAUAGGAAGGCGCAAACUGAUUGAUGUAUAUAAUUAAUAAAUUUUAAAAUUUUUAUAAAUAUCACGAA
Messenger RNA from Drosophila ananassae, 2243 nucleotides. It is a transcript of the gene l(3)neo43, whose product is annotated as cytochrome c oxidase assembly protein COX16 homolog, mitochondrial. Gene Ontology annotation, cellular component: mitochondrial inner membrane. The transcript is spliced from 2 exons. The record is from RefSeq and is a predicted model, not a curated record. NCBI's taxonomy places the organism in Eukaryota, Metazoa, Arthropoda, Insecta, Diptera, Drosophilidae. Bases 1831 to 2145 code for a protein of 104 amino acids. Gene Ontology annotation, biological process: mitochondrial respiratory chain complex IV assembly.